Messenger RNA from Etheostoma spectabile (orangethroat darter), 2319 nucleotides. Its product is annotated as solute carrier family 49 member 4. The transcript is spliced from 4 exons. The record is from RefSeq and is a predicted model, not a curated record. Lineage: Eukaryota; Metazoa; Chordata; Actinopteri; Perciformes; Percidae. Gene Ontology annotation, cellular component: intracellular membrane-bounded organelle; membrane. The annotation marks the transcript as partial.
CUUCUCCUUUUUUCUUACUUUCUUCCACUCUACCCUGCAAUCUCCUGUUCUUUUCUAAUACAGGUGGACGCAGGCUGGAUUGGUUUCUGGUCAAUUGUUGGUGGAUGUGUGUUUGGAGUGGCAAUGGCCAGGUUUGCAGACUCCAUUCGGGGGAUGCUGAAGCUGAUCCUGGUGCUGAUGCUGGCAGGAGCCUCACUGUCCUCCACCUGGUUCACGCUAACCUGUCUGAGCACGUUCACUCACCUCCCCUCCACCGCAGCCAUCCUGUACACUUCCUGCAUCCUGUUGGGCAUUUUCAUUAACAGCAGCGUGCCAAUAUUCUUCGAACUUUUCAUUGAGACCGUGUACCCGGUACCUGAAGGCAUCACCUGCGGAGUGGUCACUUUCCUGGGGAACCUUGUCACCGGUCUCCUUCUCUUCUUUCUCACUUUUUACUGUACAGAUGUAUCGUGGUUAAACUGGUGUCUAACCGGCUCCUGUCUCUUCAGCCUCGUCCUCAUCCUCUUCUUCAGGGAGUCUUACGACCGCCUCUACCUGGACGUCUUUGUUUCUGUGUGACAUUGCUGAGGACAACAAAUCCCCACUACAACUAACAGUAAAGAACUAAAUAAUUAUUCUUGCACAAAUAGGAGGAGAAAAACGGAGACAAAGGGAAGGUGGAAAGCCCACACUUUUUUAUCACGGAAGAUUUUAGGAUGUAAAUGUAUAUAUUGGUAACAGUGGUGAUGGAUUGCUGUUGUAUGGCUGCAGACGAGAACCAAGAAGCGAUUCUACACCAAUGUUUACUCUUUAAAUGUGAUCGACUCAAUGCCAUAUGACUGUUUAACACAUCCUUAACUGUUUUAUUUGUCAGUCUCUUUGUUUGUAUAAACACAAACGUAUGUAAACGGUUUAAUUUCUUAACCAGGCACAGCAUGACAGACUUUUAGUAGUUGUUGUUUACGGAUCAUGUACAAUUUAAAGUCCCCCCCCCUUGCGGCCACUCUGUUCACCUUCCUUGAUCGUUGCUCAAGUAACUGGACACUGACUCAAAGCUUUUGAGUCCAGUUCAGCAUCAACGGUCUGCCCCUAACGUGGAAGGAAAGGGUCAUAAGCUUUGUCAGCCAAUCAGCAGGCCUGGCUGGGCUGAGUCGGGGCUAAACGGGGGACCUGGUGUUUUAGUGCUGCUCCGAGCUACAAGAUGGGACUCACCGGGGAAGCUUAACUGUCCUGAUGCCGUUAAGUGACCUGUGAUACUGUCAUUGAGAGGCAGGUACUUAUAUUAUGUUUUAUUGCCCUCUCAAGACGAAUAUUAUGCAAACAUUAUCUACGACUGAAUGGCGGCCAGAGACGUGGGCUGGAUUUGGAGAAGCCUGCGCUUUUUCCCCCCGCAACGUGGAAGAAGCUGAGUCAUCUGAACUGUUGCACCUUCACGUUUCAGAAGUUGUUCAGGCUAUUACUAGGUAAUUGUGUCAAUUUCUGCUUUUUAAUCUAACCACAUUAUGUUCGUUAACUUUUUACAGGUUUUUUAAAUGUGUUUUCCUCAGCAGCCUGCCAGUAAUUAUUGAAAAUGUCUCAACAUUAACAUUUCACACCCAGUUUCACUGAAACAGGAUGUUUGGUACUGAUUUCAGCCACAGAUGAGGCACACUGAGGGAGAUUAUUUUAUCAUACAGACAUGAGGAUUACGCCGCACUGUAAUUGCCAAGCUGCUCCUCCUCCCAAGCACCAGCAGGUAUCUCUGCGCCAACUGAGAGCCGACUGACCCAAAGGGAGUAAGAAAAGAAAGUUGCCAUUUUCUUGGAUUUCUUGACUGAUUGAACUGGAGCUGUGACAAAAACCCAGCAUCAGAUCUGGAGGGACACAACCACAAGGAAACACAUCAUUGUAAAUGAAAAACAUCUGUCACUUACGGACAAAGUUUUUCUCUAACUUUUCCAUGACUUCUCUUAGUGUCUUUGUCUUGCACAGCAGCUAUAAGACGUCUUUUUAAUGUGUUUUCCUCCGGGGUUCGAGGAGCCUCUCUAAUGUGUUUUGUGGUGCUUGUUUUUUUUUUUUUUUUUUUUUUUUUACCUCUCCUUGUACAGAAAAGGUUGUCUUUUACCUUUUGACAUGUUGCCUUAAUUGCCCAGUGCUGUGCGUUCAGCCUCCCUCUCUUCCACACUGUGACCAUUUUAUCUGUAUAAAUUGUUAAAGGUCAUGUUCUUCUGUCCUGCAACACACACUCUGUGGUUUCCCGAGCUUUGGGUUAUAAACAUCCUUGUUUUGUGGAAAGGAAAAAGAAAAAUGGGACUGUUGAAUAUUUCCAGCACCUUAUUAAAAUAAACAUCUUAUGAUUAA